Messenger RNA from Dioscorea cayenensis subsp. rotundata (Guinea yam), 2843 nucleotides. RefSeq names its product disease resistance protein RPS2-like. Gene Ontology annotation, molecular function: cation binding; protein binding; protein serine/threonine phosphatase activity. The coding region runs from base 84 to 2609 and encodes 841 amino acids. The transcript has 4 exons. NCBI's taxonomy places the organism in Eukaryota, Viridiplantae, Streptophyta, Magnoliopsida, Dioscoreales, Dioscoreaceae. Gene Ontology annotation, biological process: protein dephosphorylation. The record is from RefSeq and is a predicted model, not a curated record.
AGCUCAUCUCAACUGAAGAUCUAAUCAAAUGCUGGUUAGAGUUUGGACUGAUCUCUUGUUUUGAUUCUUUAUCUGAAGCUUACAUGCAUGGAUGUUAUAUCCUUGAAAUCCUGGAGGAAGCAAGUUUGGUAGUAACUCAUGAUAAUAAAAGGGUAGCUAAGGUACAUGAAGUAAUACAUGAAAUGGCUCAAUGGAUAGCCUCAAGAGCUGGGGGUGGUAGCCACAAGCCAUGGUUUGUUAGACAAAACAUUACCUCAGAACAAUUGUCAUCGGAGGAGGUGGAGGCAUGGUUUCAGCUGGAACGGGUGUCAAUAGUUAACUGUAAUCUAAAUUGUUUGCCCGAGUUGCAGUUUGAGUGCCCAAGUCUCUUGAGUUUGAACAUUCAACAUAAUCGGGGGUUGAAAAAUCUACCAAAAAUCUUUUUCCAGCAAAUGUCAAAUCUCGCAUACUUGAAUCUAUCUUUUACAGGAAUCCACGAGUUUCCAGCCUCAAUCAUGGAUUUGUGUAAUCUUGAGUUUCUCGACAUAUCAUGCACAAGAAUCAAUUCACUUCCAAACAAGCUAGGAAAUUUGAAAAAACUGAAAUAUCUUUUCUGUGGAUAUCUGUUUCUAGGUGAAUUACAAGUUGAGCUCUUGUCAAGUUUGCAUAGCCUGCAGGUGCUUGAUGUCUAUCCAUAUGGGUAUGUAGAAUCAAAAGGAUUGUUUAUAUUGAGAAAGAGAGGUGUUAAAGGUAUAGGGAUGUGUGUAUCUUCUAAUUAUAUCCUAGAACGACUCUCCAACUUGCCAAUCGUCAACAUUAAUAUUAAAUAUAUUAAUGGCUUGUCGACACUUCACUUCAGUAGUUUAACAAGUGAAGAGCAUGGGGGCCCGAAGGAGCUACAAAUUAGUUUUUCCGUUGCCAUUCAAAACCUUGUGAUUAAUAAUAGAAUUAAAACAAGUCUCAAGCUUCUUAGAUUAUAUCAGCUCCAAAAUUUGCGAAGCUUUGUCUGGACAAUUGAGCCGAAAGAAGUUUUUCCAAUGCUUCAAAUUGUCCAAAUUGAAGCAUGCUUUAGUUUGACAAGUCUUCAUUGGGUCUUCCAUCUCCCGCUCCUUCAUGCUUUAUUAUUACAAGAUUGUUAUAAGAUGAAAGAGCUAGUAAAUGAAGAGGAGAGAGAAAACAAAGAAGAUGAUGCCAUCACUACUUUCCCCAAACUAAAGUAUCUGAAAAUAGUUCGUUUACCAAAACUAGUGGAAAUAAGCAGUUGUGCAAUAGAUUUCCCUCAUCUUUCAAAGGUUCACUUGGAGGACUGUCCAAAUUUGAAGAGGCUUCCAUUCAAACCGGACAUUGUUAGCAACCAAGGCCUAUUGAUUAAAUGUGAAAGGAAAUGGUGGGAGAGAUUAGAGUGGGAUGAUGCCAAUGUUCAUUCUCAAUUCUGCUCAAAUAGCACAGAAGAUGAAGAAAUUGCAGAAUUUUUUGUUGGCAAUGUUCCCAUGGAAGACGAAGAAAUUGCAGAAUCUUUUGUUGGCAAUGUUCCCGAAUUUGGUCAUAAAGACCUUCCAAGGAAAUUUGGGCGUCACGAGGUUUUGCGGGAUUAUGUGCCACUGUGGGGAUCCGUUUCAAUCUGCGGGAAAAGGCCGCAAAUGGAAGAUGCGGUGAUGACGGUGCCCCGGUUCUUUCACAUUCCGAUGACGAUGCUACCUGCUGACCUUGUUGUGGAUGGCAUCAUCCCUGAUUUGAUAUCUCUGUCUGGUCAUUUCUUUGGAGUUUAUGAUGGGCAUGGUGGAUCUCAGGUUGCUAACUAUUGCCGGGAGCGUCUCCAUCUGGCAUUGGUUGAAGAGUUGAAAAAUAUUGGAACAAGCACCGGGGAUGAUUGGCAGAAACAGUGGGAGAAGGCCUUCAUCAAUUGUUUUCUCAAGGUUGAUGAUGAGGUUUGUGGGAAAGUCAGUAGAGGCGCUGCCGGAAGCACAAGUGAUGUAUCUGGGGAAAUUAGUAUUAGUCUGGUUUCUGGUUCUGCUGGCAUGUCAGAACCCGUUGCCCCAGAGAAUGUGGGAUCUACUGCUCUGGUUGCUGUUAUUUGUUCAUCUCACAUUAUCAUUGCGAAUUGUGGGGACUCUAGGGCAGUCCUCUGUCGUGGGGAACAACCAGUGGCUUUAUCUAACGAUCAUAAACCAAACAGGGAGGACGAGUAUGCUAGAAUUGAAGCUGAGGGAGGUGAGGUUGUUAUUCAUUCUGAUAGAUACUGUGUCUGUGGAGUGCUGCCAGUGUCAAGAUCAAUUGGGUGCAAGUACUUGAAACCAUGGAUCAUUCCUGACCCAGAAAUCACGGUUGUUGAAAGAGCAAGGGAAGAUGAAUGCCUAAUUCUGGCUAGUGAUGGCUUAUGGGAUGUCAUGUCCAGUGAGGAAGUAUGCGAUGCAGCCCGCAGACGGAUUCUGCUCUGGCACAAGAAGAGUGCUGGUACCACUGCCACGCCGUCUCGCAUCCAAAAGAGUGAGGAAGCUGAUUCUGCUGCUCAAGCCGCUGCUGACUAUCUCUCCUAUCUUGCCAUGGAAAAGGGUAGCAUGGAUAAUAUCACGGUCAUCGUAGUGGACUUGAAAGCCAGGAGGAGGAAGUUGGUCAGCGGUUGGACCUGAAAACUGUUUGUUGUUGUUGUUGUUGUUGUUGUUGUUGUUGUUGUUGUUGUUGCUGUCGUUGUUGGGUUCUUGAGAUUAUCCUUCUUAAUUUGUACAUAUUUUAUAGUCCUGCAUUCUGCAACUUCAUGUGCAAUUGUUGCCUUGUGUAGAGCUCUCAAAUGUAUCACAAAACAUGCUUGGAUUUCUUUAUCUAUGUACCGGCAAAGAUGCAAUACCAGCACCUCUUUUAUAUCA